Abrus precatorius (Indian licorice) is the source of this 788-nucleotide messenger RNA. Its product is annotated as 40S ribosomal protein S19-1-like. Gene Ontology annotation, molecular function: RNA binding; structural constituent of ribosome. Gene Ontology annotation, biological process: ribosomal small subunit assembly; translation. The record is from RefSeq and is a predicted model, not a curated record. Bases 99 to 530 code for a protein of 143 amino acids. Gene Ontology annotation, cellular component: cytosolic small ribosomal subunit; ribosome. The transcript has 4 exons. NCBI's taxonomy places the organism in Eukaryota, Viridiplantae, Streptophyta, Magnoliopsida, Fabales, Fabaceae.
AGAAUCUAAAAACCCUAAUCGUUGAGAGAGAGAAGCAUCGUGUUUCGUUAACACACUGUUCAGCGGCGUCACCAUAAACGUUACUCUUGAGAUCAGCAAUGGCUACUGCGAGGACUGUGAAGGACGUUUCGCCUCACGAAUUCGUUAGGGCUUACUCUGCUCACCUCAAACGCUCCGGCAAGAUGGAGCUUCCAGAGUGGACAGAUAUUGUGAAGACUGCAAGAUUUAAAGAAUUGGCUCCCUACGAUCCUGAUUGGUAUUACGUUAGAGCUGCUUCCAUGGCAAGAAAGAUCUACUUGAGAGGGGGUCUUGGCGUUGGCGCUUUUCAGAGGAUUUAUGGUGGGAGCAAGAGGAAUGGUAGUCGCCCUCCUCAUUUCUGCAAGAGCAGUGGUGCAAUUGCUCGUCACAUUCUUCAACAAUUGCAGAACAUGAACAUCAUUGAGAAUGACACCAAGGGUGGCAGGAGAAUUACAUCUAGUGGCCGACGGGAUCUUGACCAGGUGGCUGGACGGAUUGUGGUUGCACCUUGAUGUGUGAACUCCUGAGGACUGCUAGUCAAUACAACAUCUAGGUUAAAUAUGUUUGGAGAGAAGUGGUGACGCUAAAUUAUGCCGAAAAAUUUUGGUUUGAUCUUCCAAGUAUCUUUUAAAAUUUGACAUUUGAUGUUACUGCUAGUAUCUUAGAUGAUAUUUUGUUACAUUAAAUUUUCACUACAAUUUUUCAACCUUCAUCUUGGUUAUUCUUGUUGAUUAUCUGCCUAUGAAAUUGAAGUUUGAAGGAUAACUUAC